UUUAAUGUUAGUAUAAGUGAUGAAAUUCCAUUAGAUAGAGAUAUACCAGAUACAAGACCUCCAGGCUGUCUGGCCAAAUCAUACACCAUUCCAGAUGGCAUCAAGGUGUCUGUCAUCAUCAUUUUCCACAACGAAGCUUUGACAACUUUAUUACGAACAGUCCACAGCGUACUUUACAGAUCUCCAGCUAAUAUACUGGAGGAAGUUAUACUUGUUGAUGACCUCAGUACCUUUGCAGAUCUUGGAGAGGUUUUAUCAAUAUACGUGUCAUCACUGGAUCCAAGAGUACGUAUAUUGAGGAACACACAGCGUCAAGGGUUAGUUAGAUCUAGAUUAACAGGUGCUGAUAAUGCUACUGGUGAUAUUUUGAUAUGGUUAGAUGCUCAUAUUGAAUGUAACACUGGUUGGUUGGAACCACUGGUUCAUGAAUUAGCUCGCAACAACCAAACCAUAGUACAACCUCACGUUGAUGUCAUUGAUUCCAAUACUAUAGAUUUUUAUGCCUACCCUGGAGAUAUGUUCCGUGGAGGAUUUGGAUGGGAUUUAAGAUAUUCGUGGUUUCAUUUACCAAAAUACUUAAGUCAAUCCUUUACAUCAGUAACAGAUCCUUUCCCAACACCAGUACUAGUUGGUUGUGCUAUAGCUGCCAGGAAAGACCACUUUGAUUCUACUGGAAGAUUCGAUGAUGGGCUUAAUAUUUGGGGUGGAGAGCACUUUGAUUUAUCAUUUAGG
Molecule: messenger RNA, 732 nt
Organism: Lottia gigantea (owl limpet)
Lineage: Eukaryota; Metazoa; Mollusca; Gastropoda; Lottiidae
Exons: 2
Cellular component (GO): Golgi apparatus
Source: RefSeq, a predicted model, not a curated record